AUGAUAUAAAAUAUAUUAUUUGAAACAUUGUGAUGAUUAAAUGGUGAACGUAUGUAACUAAAGUUUCAUGUAGCGUAAACGCUGGCAACAUGCUUCACUCUGUGAUUAAUGUUUACAAGCACUUAUUUAUAUACAUUCUAUAGACACAGAUACUUGAAGAACGACAAGAUCAGAUCUGCUUGAGAUCUGAGAUCUGAGAACACAAUGCGAAACCCGAAGAAUAGUCGAAAUGCUUGUUUUACGCAAAAAAACAAAACGAAGCAAAACAUAAAAAACAAUACGAGGAAAAAAUUAACACAUUGAAUGCUUCGGAGACUGAAACGACUGCUUUCGCAUUCGCAUUCGCAUUCUCAGUAUCAGCAGUGAUCAGCAUUGAUUUCGAUUAAAAAAAAUUUCGUUUGGCAAUCUUGACGACUUGGCGAUAUAAAAGCACCCGAAAAAGGCACCGGUCAACCAUAAGACGCCUUCAAGUCUAGCUGACUGGACACGAGUAGAUAUUGAGGUUGAGUCUUCGAGACGCUCUUUUAAAACUUUCGGUCAUCAAAAAAUGCAACUAAAGAAUUUAUGCAAAUUUUGUGGAGUCUAAAUUAAAAAAUUUUGAAAGUAGAAUAUAUCAAAAACCUAUUAAACCUACAAAACAAAAACGAAAGAUUGUGUCUCUUUGAAAGAAGUCAAUUAAUAUCUCUCGAUACGUGGUGGUAAAGUGCGAAAAAAUUAAAUGUCAGAAGUCAGAAAAAGGCAUUCAAAUUAGCAAACAUUUUAUUAGUGUAAAUUUAAUUUGUGCUCAAGUGACAAAGUAUUUGCAAAAUUAUAUUUGCUAACUAAAACGAUAUUCUUACGUAAGGAUAUUUAAAAUUAUAGUGUUGUUUAUAUAAAAGGAUUAACUUAAAACUAACAAGUGAAAAUGUCACACAAAGGUCCGGAGAAAUAUUUUCUGCACAUCAUUUUAGUGCUAAUAUCCUGCAGUGCAGCACUUGCCUGUCAAGGAAAAUUAUUAGUAACGGGCAUCACAGAAGAAGAAAAGCGUGUAAUUCUACAAGAACACAAUAGACUUAGGCAGCUCGUGGCGACGGGUCGUUAUCCUGGUCAACCUGCAGCUGAAAAUAUGCGAGAAAUCGUUUGGGAUGAUGAAUUAGCUGCUCGUGCUCAGAAGUGGGCAGAAAAUUGUCAGUUUCGACAUGAUCCUCUUCGGACGAUAAAUCGCUUUACAAUGGGUCAGAACUUAGCUAUAAUAUGGAGCACUGCCCCUCUAGCACCCGAUGAUGGCGACUUUCCAUCUCGCAUCCAAAGCUGGUUCAAUGAGGUUCAAAAAUACUCAUUUGGCGAUGCUUGGUCUCCUAAAACUGGUCAUUAUUCUCAGCUUGUCUGGGGAGAAACCAGUUUAGUAGGAUGCGGCUUUGCUGAAUAUAAAGAUUCAGUGAAGUACAACAAAUUGUAUGUGUGUAAUUAUGGACCAGGUGGAAAUGUCGUCGGGUAUAAUCCAUAUGAAGUAGGAAAACCAUCAUGUGCAUCAUACGGUAUGAGACCAUCAUCACGUUAUCAAGGACUGUGUGCAGCACCAAAUGCAGCAUCGAAUGGACUCACUACAAACACCAUUGAAACGUAUGAAUUUAAUCAAAAUAACGCUUAUAACAACAAACAAACUGCCUAUUCAACGCAUUAUCCUCAACCUGCCUCCUCCUCAUACACUCAACAGGCGCCGGCGUUUGACGAUCCCUCAACAUCGCUAUCAGACGGUAUAUCGUCAGGAGAUCCCGAUACUGGUUCCCAGGCCUACAAUUCCGGUGCGUCGUACGCAACUGAAGCCAAUCAAUACAAAUACAAAAACAAACUUGAAGCGUAUAAGCCAACAGCCGAAGAAUUUCAGAAAUCUGUACUCAAACAUACAAUACUACGGACAUUUAUAAAACAGAACAACCAGCCAUUCCCAUUCCCAACAUCAGCAAACAACCAACAAGAGUCUGAAACAUAUGUCAUUCAAGAGCAAACAGAAUCCAAUACGCCGAAACCAGCCAAAAAGGGUUGGAGUCUUUUGACGUGGCGCGGCUAAAAUUGACGAAUUUCGAUUGAAAAUUUUUUCAAAACUAUUUCAAAACAAUUUCAACGAAUUAUUCAAAAUAUUAGCUUUUUAGCAAAUUCUUUUAAUCAUUUUUUACGCUUUAACUGCAAAUAACUGCCUUGUGGUCUUUACAUAGGCAUGGCAUUCACUCCUAAAAAUAUUUUUGUGAAAUUUUAAGAUGAAGUUUUUUCAAUUUUUAUUUUUUAUAAAGAGUAAAAUUUAAUUUAGAGAUUAGUUAAGCUAUACAUGUGUGUCACAGUAUAGCAUCCUGUAUUGCCAUCUGAUAUUCGUAUUAGGUUCGUUGUAAAAACAAUCAUUGCCAUUUAACUUUUAGUGAUUAGUAUACAUAAAAUAUUUUAUUAGCUUUUUAAGGCGCGCUCAUAAGUUUAGGCUUAAUUCGAAUUUCGUCAAUUUGUGUUAACCACACCCACUCUUAAGAUUUACUGAAAGACUUAUUCAUUUGUUAACAACUUUAUCACAUCAUUCCUAUGAUCACUUACAUUUCCGGUUUCCUCAUAGAUGACAAUUCCAACUCAGCGUCCUCGCACAGCAGCCUCACACAUCAGAACCCAUCAGCGAGCAGCACAAAAUCUUCAAUUUUAUUUUUAACUUUAUUUUUAUAUACUUCUGAUUGUGAUUAAGACUACAAGUACUUCAUUUCAUUGGACAAAUGUAUCUUUUAAUGUUAAUUUAUAUUUUAUUGAAAAAGUAUCUAGCGCUCAUGUCUUCUCCAAACAAAUGUUUGUAUCAAAUAUUUGUUCUAUGUACUUUUAUAUCGAAAACUAGACUAAACACAACCAUUUUAUUUAAAUUUAAAUCACUCUACUGUAUGAAUUAUGAAUUAGUAUCUAUAAGGAUACCCCAGAAUGAAUGCUUUAUACAUUGUAUUAUUUGACAAUUUAUAUACACAUUUUGUUAUUCACUUAAGGCCUUUGUAAUUCUGUGUUCUUGUUUGAUAAAAAAUUAA
Molecule: messenger RNA, 3026 nt
Organism: Teleopsis dalmanni
Lineage: Eukaryota; Metazoa; Arthropoda; Insecta; Diptera; Diopsidae
Product: venom allergen 5
Exons: 5
Coding region: 905-2050 (381 amino acids)
Cellular component (GO): extracellular region
Source: RefSeq, a predicted model, not a curated record